Molecule: messenger RNA, 2708 nt
Organism: Nothoprocta perdicaria
Lineage: Eukaryota; Metazoa; Chordata; Aves; Tinamiformes; Tinamidae
Gene: CMPK1
Product: cytidine/uridine monophosphate kinase 1
Exons: 6
Coding region: 160-750 (196 amino acids)
Biological process (GO): UDP biosynthetic process; 'de novo' pyrimidine nucleobase biosynthetic process; CDP biosynthetic process
Cellular component (GO): cytoplasm; nucleus
Molecular function (GO): ATP binding; UMP kinase activity
Source: RefSeq, a predicted model, not a curated record
GAGCGCGCGCGCCGCCGCCACCGGAAGCAGUUUCCGUGCGCGGGCGCCGGUGCGCGGUGGUGGCGGCGGCGGCUCCGCCUCGGCCCCGGCCCCGGCCUCGCUCCGUGCCCCGGCCCCGCCGCGGUCCUGCUGCUGCUGCGCCGCCGCCUGCGCCUCCUCAUGAAGCCCGUGGUCGUGUUCGUGCUCGGCGGGCCCGGCGCGGGCAAGGGGACGCAGUGCGCCCGCAUCGUGGAGAAAUAUGGCUACACACACCUUUCUGCUGGGGACCUCCUUCGAGACGAACGAAAAAGGCCAGGCUCACAGUAUGGAGAGCUCAUUGAGAACUACAUUAAGGAGGGUGAAAUCGUACCGGUGGAAAUAACAAUCAGCUUGUUGAAGAGGGCUAUGGAUCAAACAAUGGCUGCCAAUUCCCAAAAGAACAAGUUCUUGAUUGAUGGAUUUCCCAGAAAUGAGGAUAAUCUUCAAGGCUGGAAUAGGACCAUGGAUGGAAAGGCAGAUGUUUCUUUUGUUCUCUUUUUUGACUGUGACAAUGAGAUAUGUGUUGGUCGCUGUCUUGAAAGGGGAAAGAGCAGUGGUAGGAGUGAUGAUAAUCGCGAGAGUCUGGAAAAGAGAAUUCAUACAUACCUGCAGUCUACAAAGCCUAUAAUAGACUUGUAUGAGAGAAUGGGGAAAGUCAGAAAAGUGGAUGCCUCUAAAUCUGUUGAUGAGGUGUUUGAAAAAGUUGUACAAAUUUUUGAAAAAGAAGGCUAGUUCCCAGCUUGAAGGUUCGCCUUAAACUUGUGCUUGAAUUUUGCUUGAUAGCUGCUACUGCAGUCCACUCUCUGUAAUUAUUUUAAGAGUUUAUUUCACACAGUCAGUGAUGAUUGGAAAAGUAGGUAGAAAUCAAUUUGUUUAUCUAAAUAGGAAAUCAUUUCUCAUGGCUAUAAUAGACAAAUUUAAGGGUUCCUCAUUAAUUUUAGUUCAGUUAUUCGCACAGCAGAAAUAUACGUGGUUAAAACAUCUCUCUGAAGAGACUGCUUAUCCUGUCACAGUUCCGUGCUUUUCAUGGGCAACCCUAUUGCCAUACACAUUUUAUUUUUUUAGGAUUGGGUAAACAGCAAUGAGGGACCUGUGUGUCCUUGCUUUUUUGGAUGUUUGGACCAAAUUUAGGAGAUGCUCUUUUUCCAAGUAUAAUUUUGCCACUCAUUUCCCAGUUACCUCCAAACCUGAAUUCUGAGAAUCAAACUACAUGUAGUAUGAGAAUCUGCUUUAGCAGUUAUCACAAACGUAUUUAUGUGCUGUUUAGCAGUAGGCAUACAAAGUACUUAAUAGAAAGUGGUGCUUUCUUAAAAUUCUGGGUUUAAACUGUCAUAAGGCCUUGAGUACCUGGAUAACAUGGCCCUGGCUUCUUACUUGUCUUUGCAAAAGAAUGUUGUUUGAAAGUCAGGUCAGUGUCUCUGUACUCAUUUAUUUAGGAUGAUAAUUACGUUCUUAAUUAUAGCAUGGUCUUUACGAGGUGGAACAACUGUUAAAUAGUAUGUAAUAAAUAAUCUUCUGAUUGUGUCUUUUGUAACCAGUGGAAAGCAUUUUCUGUAUUAUUAUCGAAAUACUGUGUUACUGAAUACUUUAAAGUUUAUUACCUGGAGAAACAUUUUUAUGGUUAAACAUGUGAGUUUGUUUCCCUAAAAUUGUGUAAUUUUAAUAGCUGUUUGUUUGAAAGGGUAUUGUAAAUUAUUGCACUUUGUUAAGAUGUGGUCAGCUGGGGGAAAAAAUCUGCAUUAAAAAGUUCUGUAAACAGAUCGGGUCCUUCUUUCCUGCAUUUUCUUGAGCAGGAAGGUACAGUCAGCAUCAGUAGUUGAAACAGUUUUUUAAAUGUUUGCACACUUGUGGAAUAGUUCUGCCUUCUGUUUAAAGUAACUGGUUUUCCCCAUAUGGCUUUAAUCCACAUAGGUCUGUGGGGGGCAAAUCAUGCAUUCCUUACACACCCUAAGUUAAUUUUUCAUUGAAGCAAACCCUGCAAGGUUUGAAUAUGAGCAUUUCAACUAGUCAUAGCGAUAGGGUGUUCUUUGCUACAUUAACUGACACUGUAAUUGGUUUGCAAUAUGCUAUUAGAUGCAGUAAAAUACAGGGAAAUGCAAUUUGGAAAUCUUUCUUGAAGAAAAAUCUUCAGUUUUUCUUCAAAAUCCUAUGUAGAGCAAAGCAGCUUGAAUUAAGUCUAGCUUCUGGUUGCCCUCAGGCCUGUUGGUCCUCAUCCUGCGAGCCCAUCCGUGUAGGCAGGUCUGUGUUUGCAUGGUCUUAUUUCACUGAGGGUCUUAGGAUUGUUGGACUAGGGAGGAAAGAUGGAUGCAGAAGCAAAGAGAAAAUGACCCUGUUUUUUUCCAGUCCAGCAUUGGUACAAACAAGGUACUGAGCACAAAUACCACCUUUACUACUACAGAAAAUACAGACCAUGGCUACUUCUGUGAGUUUAGGAGGCUACUGCUUUCCCUUUAUGAAUUUUCCCUUAAGGAUCAUGGAAUUUAAUUCCUGCUGUAUAAAUAUACUGACGUAGGAUAGGAUCCAGUGAAACUACAUUUUUGAUAGAAAGGUUAAAAUCGGGAUUUUUCCAGAAAAACUUCAAACAGGAUUCUCUGCUCUUAGAGAGAUAAUUUCUUUUAUUUCUAAAAUACUGUAUUUUUUACAAGUUCUGCUCAGAAUAGAUGAUUUCUUUUCUCGACAUAUUCUUUCCU